This is a messenger RNA of Monodelphis domestica (gray short-tailed opossum), 3337 nucleotides long. It is a transcript of the gene UFSP2, whose product is annotated as UFM1 specific peptidase 2. The record is from RefSeq and is a predicted model, not a curated record. NCBI's taxonomy places the organism in Eukaryota, Metazoa, Chordata, Mammalia, Didelphimorphia, Didelphidae. Gene Ontology annotation, cellular component: endoplasmic reticulum; nucleus. Gene Ontology annotation, molecular function: deUFMylase activity. Gene Ontology annotation, biological process: proteolysis.
CCCUCUCUUUACUUCCGGCCCCUUCCUACCUGCACAGUCCCCGGGGUUUCGUUCCUUGAAGGGUUCGUCCGACAUGGUGAUUUCAGAUACAAUGGAUUUGCUUUUCAGAAUAAGAGGAGGCCUUGAUCUAGCAUUUCAGCUAGCUGCUACUGAUGAUAAGGAAAUUCUGGCCCUGAAAGUCAUUUGUCCGGGAUCACCCAGCUAGAGAGUCAGAGCCAAGACUCAAACAGUAUCUGACUCCACCUUUCAACUCUCUUUCUGCUAUAAUCAGUCAGUAAGUAAAAGAUAUUACUAUGAAAAAGGCACUAAAAUAUGUAUUGAGUGACCUUUCAACCAAACUUUCCUCAAAUGCCCUCGUGUUCAAGAUCUGCCACAGUUCAGUGUACGUAUGGCCUAACAGCAACAUGAACACAGUUCCAGCAGAGUUAACUGACAGUUCUGCUUGUAAGGAAAUAUUGCGCUUUAUUCAGUUUGAUCAAGAAGAAGAUACAAAGUGGAAAUUCGCCAAAAAGAAAGAUAAAAAGUUACAAGGACAGCCUCAGAUAAUAAAUAUAGAUCUCAUGCUAGAAAUGUCAACUUCUCUAGCUGCUGUAGCUCCCAUCAUUGAAAGAGAAAGUGGGGGUCACCACUAUGUUAACAUGACUUUGCCAGUGGAUGCUGUUAUAUCUGCUGAUCCAGAAGAAUCAUGGGAAGUAGUUCGAAUUCGGUUAGUAAAUUCAGUUCAUAAUCAACUAACUGAUAUGGAGAAAUGCAUUUUGAAAUACAUGAAAGGAACAUCAGUAGUGGUUCCCGAACCACUGCACUUUUUGUUACCAGGAGAAAAAAGUCUCAUAACAAUUUCAUAUCCAUCAGGAGUUCCAGAUGGUCAGCUACAAUCUUAUAGAAAGGAAUUGCAUGACUUGUACCAUCUACCUCAUGAUAAACCUUACUUCAAAAGAGCUAAUGCAUAUCACUUUCCGGAUGAGCCAUAUAAAGAUGGGUAUAUCAGGAAUCCACAUGUACAUCUAAAUCCUCUGGGUGCAGAGUCUGGUAUGAUUUACACAGUCCAUGGCAUAUAUGGUUAUCAUCAUUACAUGCAGGAUCGGAUAGAUGACAGUGGCUGGGGCUGUGCUUAUCGGUCUCUACAAACUAUCUGUUCUUGGUUCAGACACCAGGGAUACACCGAUAGAUCCAUUCCAACACACCAGGAGAUUCAGCAGGCUCUUGUUGAUGUGGGAGACAAACCAGCAACAUUUGUAGGGUCACGCCAGUGGAUUGGUUCUAUUGAGGUACAGCUAGUUCUGAACCAUUUGAUGGGGAUAACUUCAAAAAUACUGUUUGUCAGCCAAGGUUCUGAAUUAGCUUCUCAAGGAAGGGAACUUGCUAAUCACUUCCAGAAUGAAGGAACUCCAAUAAUGAUUGGUGGAGGAGUCUUGGCUCAUACAAUACUAGGAGUGGCGUGGAAUGAGAUAACAGGGCAGAUAAAAUACCUUAUUCUAGAUCCACAUUACCCAGGACCAGAGGACCUGCCAGUCAUUUUGGAAAAGGGUUGGUGUGGAUGGAAGGGUCCAGAAUUUUGGAAAAAGGAUGCCUACUAUAAUCUCUGCCUUCCUCAGCGACCCAAGACUAUUUGAAGAAUCUGAGUGCAAUCAAUAGUUGUAACAGAGUGUUAAGGUGCACGAUACGUAAAAAUAACACCCAGUCUUCAUAUGAAAACACAAAGUAGGCAGAUGCAUAUAGUAGCAGUUUCCAAUGCAGCCAUUUAGUUUGAACAUUAAGUACAUACUAUGUUUAAGGUACUCUGUAAUCAGUACUUUGUUAACAAUAGACUAACAUGUCAAUGUUAUAAUAACUUAAGAAUGAUCAAAGUCUAUUUUUCUUCAUUAUUGCUGGAGCCUUUAAAAAAGGCUUAAAAAAACACCCUAACAAAACAUUUGUAUUUAGUUCAAGUUAAAGACCUCAGAUAUAAAGCUGAAACAAAUACAACUAAAUGCAGCAUACCAAAACUAUGUGAAUACAUGUAUUCUUGAAAUGAUCUUCACUCAGAAGAAAGUUAAUAUAUCUUGCUCCUUCUUAGAAGAAGAUAAGAACAUUUUAUAAAUCAGUCCAAUAGCUUGUGGUCUGCUCCAAACUUCUUUUCCCUCAGCUUACCAUUUCAACACAAAUGGCCUGCUUAAAAAGAAAGAAAGAAAAAGGAUUUUCCUUUGUGAUAUUUUCCACUGGAAUGAAUCUUCUCAGUGAGAGGCACUACAUUAUAUAACACCAAGUAGCCAUUAGUUACAAUCAAAAUCUAAAAGGGGCCCGGGAGGAAGACCAUUCCUAGAAAACAGAAUUAAAGUCAAAGACCCUGAACCUAUCAGAAAUAGAGGGUUAGGUUCCCAGAGCCACCAAAAACCUAUAAUCUUUUACUAGGGAUUGUUGAAAACAUGCUUUUCUGCAUGUCUUUAACCAAGACGUCAAUUCUGAUAAUUUGCACUUUCCCUAACAAAAUAAAACCCCUAAAAUCCAAGGGAUAGGAGAAAGAGAGGGGCAGCAAUAUUGGAAGAACUCCCAAGGUAACAAAGGGGCAAAUCUGCCAUUUUGAAUGUCCCUUUCAGCUCCCUGAACUGUUUCCUCCAUAAAAAGCACACACCUGGACUAAGUUCCCACCUGAUCUGUACUACUUUCAGCUGGGCCAAUGCAGCCAGGGAGGUGAACCCAGAUCCCAAAGCAUCCAUUUUCCCAUUUUUUUCCCAUUUCUUCAUCACUUCCCAAACCCUUUCACAAAUACUUUCUUCCUUUUAGAAAAUAUAAAUUUACACAACGUGUCUCUUUUAUUCUCUAAUGCACAAAGCCAUGAAUGUGCAUAGUUGCCAACUUGAAAGUGAAAGAAGUUACUAAUAAAAUCACCAGAAUGCUUUAAGUCAAAAAUGCUGAUUGACUGUAUUCUAAUGAGAAUAAAAUUGCUAGCAUUUCAAAACUAAAGACAGAUUGAGCUUUACUAAAGAAGGAUUAAAUGAGUUUUUUAAAUAAAAUGACCUUAAUUCUAAUAUUUAUGCAGAAAUCUUUGUGGGGAGAGGGGUAGAAUCUGCACACUACCUACCAUCUGAUCGAUGCUUCUUCCCAUUUGAGUUGUCCACAAUCCUGGAAGCUCUCUUUUUUUUUAGCAACAAACCACAGUUGUUAGUGUUGAAUGAACAUUUGGAUUGUUCACUUAAUUUCAUACUCUGUGUGUGUUUAACUGUUGUGAGAAAUUUGGCACAUUCUAGAAAUCCACAAGACCAUGCCAGAUCUUCUGCAGUCUGCCCAUUCUUGUUCUGUAAACUGCAAUUUAAUCACAGAAUUGGAGAUCAAUAAAAAUGACUUGCUAUGUCUAAAA